This is a messenger RNA of Oryzias melastigma (Indian medaka), 3704 nucleotides long. RefSeq names its product nuclear receptor subfamily 1, group H, member 4 (gene nr1h4). Gene Ontology annotation, biological process: bile acid signaling pathway; negative regulation of inflammatory response; positive regulation of transcription by RNA polymerase II. Gene Ontology annotation, molecular function: zinc ion binding; bile acid binding; nuclear receptor activity. Bases 1678 to 3075 code for a protein of 465 amino acids. The record is from RefSeq and is a predicted model, not a curated record. NCBI's taxonomy places the organism in Eukaryota, Metazoa, Chordata, Actinopteri, Beloniformes, Adrianichthyidae. The transcript is spliced from 9 exons.
AUAUCAGCAUAUUUCCAUUGAAAGAUUAUUCAGUAGAACAAGUUUUAUUUAUGAAAAUUCAGAUUAUUUUGUCUUUGUAUUUAUUGUGCUAACAUUUAAACCAGGAGGCUAGCUUAAUGUUGUAAGAUGUUACGACUAAUUUGUUUUCAUGUUAGACACUCCAGCCUCUUAUCGAACCGUUUGUUCUGGCGUUUGUUUAGACCACAUGUUAGGUUAGAUUUGGGCAUCAGUGGGAGCUUGAGAAAUGGUGUAAAACACAGAUUUUCACAAGAUUAUUUGAAUGUGACCAACAAAUUAAAUUGUCAUGUAAAACUUUUGACAAAGUUGUAAAUUAUUGAGUCAAGUCUUUAAAACCUAACAAAAGUUUAGGAUUUGAACAUGAUUUUUUUUAUUAAUUUAAUAUGCGUUGUUAGAUCUAACAAAAUAUCUUUCUUGGUGAUACAAUUGUGGUAUUUAAUCGUACUAUGGAGACAAUUUGAGACAACUGAAUGCCAAUGUUUAGUCCUAAGCAAAAGAAGCAUUAGGCAUGUGAUCAAAAACACACUAAAUGUGGAUUCUUGAAUGCACAUUUAGUUCAUGGUGUUCACACUGGACAAGCAAGGAAGGGCUUCUUCUUCUUUUCUUUUACUACUAGUCCAAGUUGGAAAAAGCAAAUGUUAAAGUGGUGCAAAUCUCACAAAUCGUACUCCAGGCUUUUCUUCCACCUCUCUAUUCCAAUAUAUGAAGGACUUGACGUCUUAUAAUUACGACUGGGCACAAACCAUAGUUAUCAAGAUCACUCUUGUCCAAUCGGAGACUCCAAAGUUUAACAUUCAGCGUGCGUUCAAUGGUGUUUUGUACGACAUUAUUAGCUAUUUAUUUGCUAGUUUGUAUUGACCAUUCCUCAAAAAGAAAAAAAAAAAAAGAUGAAAUUAGAGUAACAGACAUAUUAUUAAAUUUCCUGCUCCCUUUAAAUCCACAGUAUGUACAGUUUUUACAUAGUGUUGUUGAGCUCUUAACUUUGGCAGGUCAUCCAUAAUUAUUGACAAAUGAGACACGUUUCUUAAAGUGAAAAGUACUUUUAUCUUACAAAACUUUGGGGAUUUUUGAGAGGUUUUCAUUUAACUGGUGAGAAGCACGGCCAUAAUCAGUUUAUAGAAGUUUAUGUUAAUCUCUAAUCUGCCACUGGUUGCAUUGUUGUAAUGAGGUGAGGAAAUACUAUGGAUACAAAGUAAAAGCUUAAAUAUGAUCAAACAGCUUGAGUUUUUGUCAGUAGUGAAACUAGAAAUUCAUCUGGACUGGACAACAUCCAUCUGUCCAUCCAUCCAUCCAUCCAUCCAUCCAUCCGUGAAAUGAAAACUCAUCAUUUCAAGAUUAAAACAAAGAUACAAAGAACACAUUUCCCGUAUCAGUCAGUUCAUAUAAUCUGUCAAAUCUCCUUUUCCCCACACCUGUGAAUGACUUCCCACAUCAGCCAGCUACUUGUAAUGACGUGAAGUAAUGCGACUGUGCAGUUAAUGAUUAGCUGAUGGUAACCUUUGCACCUCUUGGGAUUUCUUAAGCAAAUGGCAAGUAGCUGCUGCGCAGGAAUCAUGAGUCUUUCUGAUGAGCAGGAGUUGGUUUAAGAUGGCUUGGUUGUAAAGACUCAGGACUGAAUCUCAACGCUUUAACAGGAAUACAACAGAGUGGUUUGGACUUAUGGACAUGGCCAUGGUACACAUGCAGUCUUCAAGAGACAUUCUGGCAGACCAAGGCAGUCCUCUCCUCCAAGACUCCGACAUCCUACCCUUCAACAACUAUCCCAGCAUGCAGUACCCGUCCAUGGAGCCCGCCAUGUCCUCCACUCCAUUUUACUCCACUCAGAACUUUUACCCCCAGUACGGCGGGGAUGAGUGGUACUCACACACGGGCAUUUAUGAACUGAGGAAAGGCCCUCUGGAGGGUGGUUACGAAGGCGACAUGAAGGAGGUGUCCUCUGAUGUGCCGACUGUGUGCAAGAAGAGCCGACACGUGAUGCAGGCUGGACGGGUCAAAGGGGAGGAGCUGUGCGUUGUGUGUGGAGAUAAGGCGUCUGGGUACCACUACAACGCCCUCACCUGUGAGGGGUGUAAAGGUUUUUUCAGGCGCAGCAUCACAAAGAACGCCGUGUACAAAUGCAAGAGCGGAGGAAACUGUGAGAUGGACAUGUACAUGCGCAGGAAAUGCCAGGAGUGCCGGCUGAGAAAGUGCAAGGAGAUGGGCAUGCUGGCAGAGUGUCUUCUGACAGAGAUUCAGUGUAAAUCCAAAAGGCUGCGCAAGAACACCAAAGCCUCUCCAGGACGGUCGACCGGAGAUGAGACGGAGGGCGCAGACAGUGGAGACAGCAAGCAGGUCACCUCAACCACCAAAGUGCCAAAGGAAAAGGUUGAAAUUACCAAAGAUCAGCAGUCGCUCAUCAGACUCAUCGUAGACGCCUACAACAGACAUCAAAUUCCUCAAGAUGUUACCAAAAAGCUGCUACAAGAACAGUACAGCACAGAGGAAAACUUCCUCCUCCUGACUGAAAUCGCAACAAGUCAAGUUCAAGUAUUGGUGGAGUUUACAAAAAACAUCCCAGGCUUUCUGUCUCUGGAUCAUGAAGAUCAGAUUGCUCUGCUGAAGGGCUCAGCUGUGGAAGCCAUGUUUCUACGUUCAGCUCAGGUUUUCAGCAGAAAGAUGCCGAGUGGACACACGGAUGUUUUGGAGGAGAGGAUACGCAAGAGUGGUAUUUCAGAAGAAUUUAUUACCCCCCUCUUUAACUUUUACAAGAGUGUGGGUGAGCUCCACAUGGUGCUGGAAGAACAAGCUCUGCUCACCGCCGUCACCAUCCUCACACCAGACCGCCCAUAUGUGAAAAACCAGCAGGCCGUGGAGAGACUGCAGGAGCCCAUGGUGGAUGUUCUGAGGAAGCUGUGCGCCCUGAAGCGCCCCCAGGAGCCACAGUACUUCGCUCGCCUCCUGGGCCGCCUAACAGAGCUGAGGACACUCAACCACUACCACGCAGAGAUGCUCACAUCCUGGAGAGUGAACGACCACAAGUUCACGCCGCUUCUCUGCGAGAUCUGGGACGUGCAGUGACAUCUUGGAGCGGUGACGAAGGCUGAAACCACGAGAUGGACUUCACAGCUUGCAGAUGCAUGCUGAUAUAGAAGGAUGGGGGGAAUCAGAAGUUAAAAAUCUGCACAAUGCAAUUGCCUGUUUUUUAUUUUUAUUCUUUUGUCUGUUUAUGUUGCUAGUAAAGAAGUCAAGCAAACACUGGAACUUUACAAAAACCCAAAAAGUGUUCAGAAAAAAAGCCAAAUUUAGAGCCAGAAAUCAAUCAUGUUUGUUUAUAUUUUAGUAUAUAUAUAUAUAUGUAUGAACUUCUGUGUCCAAAUAAGGUGCUUACAGAUGAAUUAUUUUCAAAGCCAAUAAAAGGUUUUGAAAUGACCCUUUUUGUCCACAGAACAGUCAACAACAACCAUCAUCUGUUUCUGUAGAAACAAUGUGAUUUAAAUUAAAGAAAACUGACAAAAUCAAACAGACUUGAAUGUAUUUAAAAUCUUCUUUAAGGGGUUUAAUGCUGCAUGUAUAAUCCUUAAAUAUGUAACAAGCAAUAAAAUGGAUCAUUAAUUUUUUACGCUUUAUUUAUGCUUUAUGCAUUUUCCUUCUGAAGACAAAAGCACUUCAAAUUUGCACAUUUUAGCCAAUAAAUUAUAUUUAAUGUU